AGGGGCUUUGUGAAUGUAACGUGAGUCUCUCUUGAGGGUCCGUCAACUCGUGUUCCUUGGGGAAAAUAAAGCUCGUGUUACUUGGUGGUUUUGCCCAUGGAAACUUCACGCGACAUACUUUUUUAUUUUUAUAUCGUCCCACGGUCACAACAACCUCAGCAUUAUUUUAACAUUAAUGACGCGCGUGACAAAGUUUUGUUCUUGAAGCCCAUAGCAGGAUUUCACGCAGACUCGUCGGUGCAUACGGACACAGAGCACGUUAAUGACGGGAAAGAGCUGCGCUAUGGCCUCCGCCGUCCCGGUUUUUCUGUUAGUGUCUGCGGCUCUAUUCACCGUAACAGUCGCCAAUGGUGACUGUGAGGGCUUCUGGACCUACAAUGGCAUAUACAAGCCACCCAUUCACUGCAAGAAUAUGGCGUUCUGCUGUGGAACCUGUUCUUACCGAUAUUGUUGCUACAAUCCAAUGGAAAAAUAUACAGAAGAUGAAGAAAAAUAUUGUUUUGUUUAUACAGACAACAGUGGUACCACGGCUAUGGUUGUGGGCUCGGUGGUGGCAUCAGCGAUUGUAGGCUUCAUCAUUCUUCUCCUCACCAUCUGCUGCGUCUGUCCCUGCUGCUGUCUCUACAAAAAGUGCAGGAAACGUGAAUCUAUAAUGACAACAGCAACAACUACGGUCAUAACUUCCCGAAACCCACCAUACCAGCCUAUGCCCCUUCAGCAAGGGUACGGAGGUCAGCCGGCUUACGGAGGGCAGCCCAUGCCGACCGGACCGCAUCAGGGACAGCCGUAUGCAGUGGGACCACCACCCCCAUUUCAGGAAGCUGGAGGUCCAGGAUAUCCUGUUCCUUACAGCCAGGCAGCUUUUGAUCCCGGUCAGGUUUCUUAUCCCAUACAUCCUCCAGUUCAGCCUGGUUUUACUCAACCACCACCACCAACAGACUACAACUCAACUUAACCAGCGUACAACCCAGCCUACAUGCCACCACCAAAGACCGGUUACUAAACCACAAGCAUCUGUGACGUCAGUCUUCACCGGACUUCACUUCCACAAUCAAAUCUCGGAAGAAGCGCUCUCAUCCUUUCAAAAAGAUGUUUGGAUUAAAAAUACUGACUGAGUGCUUUUUUAACUCUUGUUUUUGACCAACAUCUCUUUUGUCGCACACGUCACGUAAAUGUAGUUUUCUCUACUCCCCCGCCAUUUGUAGCCACAAGCCAUAUAUUUAGCAACGUUUGGUUAUCGUUCGGUUUUUCUACAUUUAGCAAAAAGGGAAAUAUUUGUUUUUUUUUCAGCCACCGAAUUGAAAACACUCCUCGUUUGUUUCUUAAGUGCCUUAUAGUUUAUUUAUUUAUUUUUUGGGCCAUUUUUUGCAUUUACUAGAUAGAUAGUAGGGUAGGAGAGGACAGGAAAGUAUAGGGUGGAGAGAGGGGUACGGGAUCAGCAAAGGACCCCGAGCCGGAACUCCAACUCGGGUCGCCGAAAGUGCGUCUGCACCACAUGUCGGAGCACUUGCCCACUACACCAUUGGCUCCGACCUUAAGUGCCUUAUAGUUGAGGCACUCGCUUUAUGUUUUUUGCACAUUCUUGUCAGAAAAUGGACACUUUAUAAUUGUGCAUUCAAACGGUCAGGAAUAUAACGACAGCAUGCCGUUCAGCUUAACGUCAUUAAUCUGUGAAAGUCAUGUCAGACUUUAUAGUUUUAUGUACAGUCGAAGAUGCAGAAUAUGCCUUGUACGAAUGGACACGUUUAUCGCAGGGUUUAGUUGGUUUGCUAUUGUAAUAGUUGUGAUAUUUUCUGCCAUUGCAAGUGAAUUUUGUUAAUCACAGCAAUUAUGCUUUUGCGCAACUUGUAGCAGAUAAGGGACCCUGUUGUUUGCAAAAAACCUACUUCGUUUUUUUUUUUUUUUCGAAUGAGAGCGGCAGCUCAUUUUAGAAAUUUCUAGGGAUCCACCGAUAGGAUUUUUUUGGGCCGAUACCGAUUUAAACAGACAACUUCAGGCCGAUACAGAUGCCGUUAUUAAACACUUGUAUACAAUACUAAACAGUUGGUCUAUUAGCUAGUUUAUUUCUGCAUCAAAUUAUUUUUACUGAACAUGGAUUGGAUCUAAUUAAAAUUCAACUGACCAACAUAAUAAGAGAGGCACAAAUUAAGCUAAAACAAAUAUAAUAAGACAGCAUGACAACCUUCAAAGGUGGUUUUAGCUAUUUAGCAUUUAUUUUAUUAACAACAUUAACUCAAUUUUUUACAUAUAAUGGAUUUCUUUAUGCAGUUAAUUAAUAAACAAUCGGUAUCGGCCUUUCUCGUGCUAUUGCCGAUGGUUUCAAAUUCAUCAAAAAUCGGCCGAUUAAUAUCGGCGGCCGAUACAUCGGUGCACUGCAUCACUAAAAAUUUCCCCUGUUACUUCUUUACUUGAGGUUUUAAAUAGCAACAAGUUUUGAAUACAGGCAAACGAUCUAAUAAAUACAAAGCGAAAUUUUAAUGUUGUCCAACGCUUCUGUCUAUUCUAUGUCUUUCUUUCUAUAAAGAAAAAUCUUCCACUGA
This is a messenger RNA of Paramisgurnus dabryanus, 2540 nucleotides long. RefSeq lists its product as uncharacterized. The record is from RefSeq and is a predicted model, not a curated record. NCBI's taxonomy places the organism in Eukaryota, Metazoa, Chordata, Actinopteri, Cypriniformes, Cobitidae.